AGUUUGGUUAAUGAUUCCAACAUUCCUUAUUAUGCAUUUUUUUUCAGCAUACAGAUGAGAUGAGUAUGGUUAAGUGGAUGAGAAACAUCAUGACUUCUGAAAAUCCCACUCAAGCAAUUGAUCCAAAACUAAUCAAAAAUGGGUAUGAAGAGCAAAUGCUUUUGGUUCAGAAAAUUGCUUUCUUGUGCACUUUGGACAAACCAAAGGAGAGACCUGGCAGCAAGGAUGUUAGGUGUAAGCUGUCUCAGAUCAAGCACCAUUGAUGUGCCUGGCGGCUUUCUAUUUGAAUGGUGGUCUGUCUUUUGGGACAUAUUGAUUGGACAAAUGAGAAGCACUCUGAAGCUACUGCAUCUUACAUUGAGGUCUGUUUCAAGAAUAAUUACUCUGAAGCUAUUGCAUUCAUUGGAUGGUUGUUGGUCGUUUUUUUUCAUGAACUCUCAAAAUUUCUAUAGAGUUUCAUAAUUGCUUUCCAUCUGUAGGUGCUUAGCUGAUGAGACUGUAGUCCUUCUAAUUAUUCAUUGGUGCAAGGAAACUCUGAUUGUUCGGAAUAUGUUCUCAUGUGAACUGAUUUGGAUACCUUGGAAAAGAAGGUUGUGGAGAUGUCUACAAGGCUGAAUUGCCAGGAGGCAAUGGAAAGAUGAUUGCCAUAAAGAAGACUAUUCAGCCCUUAAAGGAAGCUACUGAGUUGAUUGAAGAAGAUAGCAAGCUUCUGAACAAGAAGAUGGGACAAAUUCGAUUAGCAAUUGCCAUAGUUGGGCAAAUUCGGCACAGAAAUCUUCUUCCUCUUCUGGUUCAUGUUGGUUGUCUUGCCAAGAUGAAUCCCUUGCCAAGCAGGAGCUUUGCCUGCUUAGCUCUGCAGUACUUGAUGAGAAGCCUCUAUUCCCUUUGCAUCCCUCGAAUGAUGGUCGCUACUCUUCAUCUCAGAGGACUGUUGUUUUGGGCAUCAAGAAAGGAUUCUCUGAUGCAAUGUAUGGGUUUUCAGAGGCUAACUAAGAAGUAUAUGUGAUGUUGUCACCUAGGCCAUCUUCAAAAUGGGGAUUGAAAGCAGGUUCUGUGCUUGAAAACCUAGUUUCUCAACCAACAAAAGCAAAAAGAGUUAGCAAUUCAAAAUGGUUCUUAAAGGAGAAUUUUCUGCUACAACAGCUUAUGCUCUCUACAAGAGUAUUCUUCGCUCGGAGACUAAUAGAUGUAAAUGGAUUUAGCGAUCAUUAACAACCCCAAAUAUCCAACACUUGCUAUGGCUUGAAUCCCACCAAAGACGUGAGUCCUUUGAUUUUUCAAACAGUUAAAUGUGUAUGUAUUGCUGACAUUAUAGGGAUUGAAUUUCCUGAAACUCAGUGAUGUAUAUUCCUUUUUGAAUUUUUUAACGUGUCUUUAAAGUACAUAUUAAACUUUAUUAAAUGCAUUUUUAAUUA
Rubroshorea leprosula is the source of this 1415-nucleotide messenger RNA. The record is from the annotation of a GenBank genome assembly. Lineage: Eukaryota; Viridiplantae; Streptophyta; Magnoliopsida; Malvales; Dipterocarpaceae.